AUGCUUGUCAUGCAUAGCAAUGUGGAUGAGUGCCAGGUUAUGUUAAACACGGGUCGAUCGGAAUCGCGGGGCUCUUCAGCCCCAUCACCCUCACCCUCGCCUCUACCGCCCUCGCCUUUGCCGCCGUCGGCCCCGCCACCGGCAUCUCCUCCCCCCGUGGUCCUUAAGCCGCCUCCCGCGCCAACCCCACCGUCCCCUCCUCCACCGGCACCGCCGCCGCCCUCCCCUGCUCCACCACCACAACAGCAGCGGCAGCAGGAAGGCUCAACGAAGCAGGCGUCUUCAGCAAGUAGGGCGGCAUGGCACGAGUAUGAUGUUUCUAAGCUUAUCUCCACGGAAGUUUCCAAGACCGCCACGGACGUCCACAGCCGCGUCUCCGACUGGUCGGAUUUCGACCUGCCCAGGACGCAGGCGGACAUUGACCGGCUGAUGAAACUUCCACACGUGGACGAGUGCUACUAUUGCAAAGUCUGCAUUCCCAAUUCGGCGUUGAAGCUUGGGCAGCAGCAACAACAGCAGCAGCAGCAGAAACCCGGUGCCGGAGGGCGACGCCGUCGGCUUCAGUCCACCGAGCGUGCCAGCGCAACCUACUUGGAGAACCCCGCGGAGGCCGAGGGCCUUAUUUACGGCCUCAAACCCGUGGACCAGGCCCUUCCCGUGGACCAAUCUGGCGGCGCAGGAUGUGACUCAUGCAGCGGUGGCAGCAGCAGUAGCUCUAGUGCAGCAGGGUCCGCAGGUAACUACCUGAACCGCAAGCUGCGUGAGCAGGUCCGAGCGAGCCAAGGUGGAGGCAGCGACUCGGUUGGGGCCGCUGAGCAGCUUGACAACGGAGUUGGCCUUGUCGCGGAAGAAGCGUUGCUUGGGACAGACAGCGGCGGCCUGGGUGCGGGCUCCCGGCGGCGGUUGACAGAGGCGUACCAGGCGCUGGACACGACGGAGUCGGGCCCUGAUUACCACAUCGGCGGCCGCAUCUACAACAUCUCGGACAUUGCUCCUGGCAGGCGUAUUUUCCAGUCCAAGCAGCACCUGCCAAACUGCAGCAUCUGCCGCGGUUGUGAUCACACGCUGUCGGGCUGGGCUGUGGUCAAGGUGUGGUGUGUGCCGGUGCUCAAGCCCAAGCAGCGGGGACUGGGCAUGUGCGACCCCAAGAAGGUGUACGCGCAGGUCAAGCUGCUGCUGGCACAGCAAAAGCUGACUGCUGAGUGUGGCCUGAACGAAAUCGUUCCCAAGGUGUGGGUGGAGCCACUAAAUGGGGUCAUGCCGGGCUCCGGUUUCCAUGUCAAGUGGCUGGGGCUGUGGGCGGACAUUGCGGAUGGUGUGUCCGUGCAGAACAUCCAGGAAGCCGGCAAGCCACCAUUGAAGCCCGAGGUCAUGCUGGACCUGUUCUCCAAGCGUAUCAACCACCACGAGCUGGUGCAGGGCGCCAUUUUCGACCUCCUCUUCUCACAGUGCGAUCGCCACCAGCAGAACAUAUUCCUAACGGAGACUGGGAAGUUCUGGCUCAUCGACAAUGACCAGGUGUACGCGACCGCCUGGCGGAAGUGCGGCAUCGACUCGCUGCUGGUCCCCACCACUCAGAAGUUCAUGAUCAACCAUCUGGGCUUCUUUUACGUGCUGAAGUAUCCCCAGAAGAAUCCCCCGCGCGGCCCCGCCAAGUUCCUAUCGCCCCUGCUGUUGCUGGACUACCGGUGUCACGUGCCGGGCGGCGCCAUUGCCAAGAACUUCACGCCUGAGCUGAAUGAGUGCCUGUCGCACAUCUCCAGUCUCAGCCCCGAGGUGAUUCAGGAGCAGUACGGCUACCCAGUGCUCCGAAUGGCGGAUGCAGUACGCAACCGGUCCAUAGACCUACUUACGCAUGGCUACGAGUGGACGCUGCUGUACGGCCAGCCCACCAACCAGCCCAUGCACCGCUACAAAAUCGCCCCCAAGUGUUGCGAAAUGCAUUUCAAUGCCUCCAAGAGUAAUUACGAAUGCGACACGCCGGGCUAUAAGCAAAUGACGGAGAUUCCGUUCGGCAACGCCUGGCAUGGCGGUCCCUGGCACGGCACUGCUGGACUGGACACCGGCACGUACGAGGGCGGUACAUCCUUCCUGCCCAACUGGUUGCGGCCCUGUGGUUUGCGCCAGCUGAGGCCGCUGGGAUCUCGUUGUGAUUUUGGGGUCUGGAAGUUGGGCUUCAGGGCAAUCCCAAACGACAUGGCCCAGGCCCGCAAGUUCUUCGGCAUGCACCUGGUCGACAUCGCCCGACGCGACGCCGGUAACGCCUCCCCCAUCACCUUCUACCUUGCACGGGGAAGCUGCCCCUGCGAGGACUCCAAGCAACCAUCACCACAGCGGACUCGGCCGCAACAACCACAGCAUUUUAACGGCCGCUCCGCGGCCACUGACUUAGCAACAGGAGUAAAAGGGCUCGCGAUCGGAUCCCUUGACGAAGUCGAUAGGAAUGGCGGCCUGGGUAUGCGCCCAAACGAGGCGCUGGACGAUGCCACCGCCGAGGACAACGACAGUGGUGGAAGCAGUAGCACCAGUACCAGCGACAGUCAAGCUGGGAGUAGCCCCGAAGGCGGCAACCCAGCAGUAGACGGACGGGGUAGGCGCCGCGGGGUGGCCGCCGAGGGACGGGGGGGUUUAGGCAGCGGCCGAGGCAACGGUGUACCCACUGCAGCGGCGGCAGGGCGCGGUUGCGGGGUCGGAGCCACUGCCGGUCAGGAACUGCAACGUCCGGCAGCGCCACCGCAGCUGGGGCCCUGCCGCUGUCCCUGUCAUGCACGUCACCUGACGCGGGUGCUCGUGUCCCGGGAACUGGCUGAGGAAAUGGAGGAACGGCGCGCGGAGCAGCAGCGGCCCUAUCGCAAACAGCAGCGCACACCGUAUGCCAUGUGCUUUGUGCUGCUGCCUGCCGCGGGUCUUUUCUCUGCGCUAAGGCACGGCGAUGGCAUGGCGCGUAUCAAUGGCGCGAGUGGCACUGCGGCGGCCCCUGGAGGGGGAGGGGCCGCAGCAAACGGCGCCGGCAUCAGCGCCGCUGCGGCGCGGGGUGGCUCAUCAGCCGCCACACCACGCGGUGCCAAACUCCCCCCACUGCCCCGCAUGUCAGCGGCUCCUCCGGAUGCAGCGGCUGAGGCCUCUCCACCGCGCCAUCCGCCACAGCGGCACCGUCUGGUCGCUCGCCCCCCGCCCAGUAGCAAAGCGCCCCUUUCCCCCAAACCUCCCGUCGCCGCCACAACGGAUGCGGCUACAGGGUCCGCAGCUCCCGCCACAGCUGCUGCCGCUGGUGCAACCGUUUCCGCUGGGGCCACGGUGGCCAACUCGCAGGGCAUCUCGCUGCCUGGACAAGGUGCCCUCGUCCAUUUGGGGUCCUCCAAGUGCUCUACCCCUGCCAGACCGGAGUUUACCAACAUCAGUGGGGCCAUUUUCGAUACGCAUCUGGCGGGUCUUGAACGGGUGUUCGUGGCUGUGGAAUUGGACGGUGUCCUGCAGUCGGACCUGGUCCCAUGUUCGGAGUGCAAGUUGACGGCGUACCACAACGGCAACCGGCGCAUUUCCCCGACGCCACGUCUAGCGGUGGGAAAGCUGUGUGUGGGAUGGGGGUUGUUCCCGGAGAGCCGUGUGCUUGUCAUCCGAGUCGUAUCCCCCCCGGAGGGCACAGAGGUCCGUCGGUGCAGGAAGCGCCCUCGGUAUGCGGGCGCAGGCGGCAGCCGCGGUGGCCCCGCCUUGCAGCGCAAGCGGGCGGCACCCGAGGCGGAGCUGGAGAAGCAGCCGCCGGCGUGCGGAAGCCUGGAGGGCCUGGCGGCUGGGCAGGGCGAAGGAGAGGAGGACGUGGGGGAUAUGGACACGUUGCGGGGCCCGGGCAAUGGACAGUGUCCCUCGUUUAUAAGCGGCAGGCUCGGCCCAGUUGGAGACCGGUGAUUAGGCAGUCCCCUCGGAGCGCCGGACGUGCAGCUGUACAGCGAUUACCGCACGGCAAAUAAGUGCCUAUAGAGUAUCGUCGCGCGCUAGGAAUGUCGCCUGGCCAGCCCCGCUGGCCAGGGUGUGGUUCGUGCGUCGCUGACGCUUCAGGUUUGCCCUCGGGGCGGGUGACCAGUGGACGCAGUCAUUAAUGCUGCGUUUAGUUGUCUAGUGCUGUGCGUCAGUUCUUUCGGCCGUGCCGGUGUGGCCGCGCUGGACAGCGCUGCGCGCGCUCAGACCGCGCCGUGUGGCGCUAGACCGCGCUUCGGCGCACACGCGCCCUGGCGCUCCGAGAGCAGCAAUUAGUACUCUGCAGUAGUGUAAGGCCCUUGGCAGCCCCGG
Molecule: messenger RNA, 4287 nt
Organism: Volvox carteri f. nagariensis
Lineage: Eukaryota; Viridiplantae; Chlorophyta; Chlorophyceae; Chlamydomonadales; Volvocaceae
Exons: 16
Coding region: 1-3906 (1301 amino acids)
Source: RefSeq, a predicted model, not a curated record